Oryza sativa Japonica Group (Japanese rice) is the source of this 2767-nucleotide messenger RNA. Its product is annotated as mitogen-activated protein kinase kinase kinase 3. The record is from RefSeq and is a predicted model, not a curated record. Gene Ontology annotation, biological process: protein phosphorylation. Gene Ontology annotation, molecular function: protein kinase activity; ATP binding. Lineage: Eukaryota; Viridiplantae; Streptophyta; Magnoliopsida; Poales; Poaceae.
CCCCCGCAUUUUUUGCUUGGGUUUUUUAGACAAGAAAAUAAUUGGAAAAAAAAAUAUCUCCUCCUCCUCCUCUCCGACUAAAAGCGUCGCCGCCGCCGCGUCGUCUCCUUCCUCGCGCCUUCCUCUCUCUCUCUCUCCUCGCUUCCCCGCGCCGCCGCCGCCGCCGCCUGAGCUCGGCGGCAGCAGGGGGACGAUAGGUGGUGUGGUGCUUUGCUCCGGCGCAGCGUGCUGCUGAUCGCGCGCGCGAUGCCCGCGUGGUGGCCACGGAAGUCGAGGUCGAAGGCGAAGGGCGUGGGGAAGCCCCCCGGGGCAGGGGCGGCCUCCGCGGCGUCGUCCCCGCGCAAGUCGCUCGACCUCGUUGACCUCUCCGCCUCCCCCUCGGUGACCCCCCGGGCGAGGGAGAAGGCGCGCAGCCUCGACUCGCCGUCGGCCGCCGCGCCGCGGCAUGGGGGCGGGCGGUGUGGUGGGGGGUUCGGGGAGGUCGGGUACAAGCUCCCCGUGCCCGUGGGUGACGCGGGGCCGGGGGGGCAGGGGCAGGGGCAGGAGCCGGAGUUGGAGCCGGCUCCUGUAAGGUUCGAGGAGAACGGGGAUGUGGUGGGCGGCGUCGCCGGCGACGCCUCGUCGGAGGAGUUGAGCGUGUGCUCGCAUGAUUCGUCGGACGAGGCGACGGAUCAGCAAGUAUGUAGGUCUACGGAUCCGGCGUCUUUUGUCAGGGGAAGAAAUAUGCCAUCUGACUCACAUAAGAUCCUAAAUGAAGACAAUCAUUUCAUGUCCUAUAGCAUGCCACGGGAGCAUCGGAAGUUCUUCGAGGUUCCUGUCACUAAUAUGGGAGAACUUCAUUUGCAUUGUGAUGAUCUGUCAACUAGCGAAACUAGUUCACGUGGCAGAAUGUUGCCCGAGGAUUUUCUUGCUCCAAGAACAAGAAGCCUCUCCCCUGGACCGAAAGGCCAUACUUUUGCUGUAAAUAAUGUAAAUUCAAGGGAAUUUGGUUUUAGUCCAAGGUCACCAGUAAAAAUGAUGGAUGGAUUGAAGAGCCCACCUCAUCCUUUACCUCUUCCUCCAGGUCCUGCUACUUGUUCACCUCUUCCCCCAUCUCCCACUGCUUACUCGCCUCACCCUCUAGGUCCCACUACUUGCUUGCAAUCCGAAUCACAAUGGAAAAAAGGCAAAUUGUUAGGGAGCGGUACAUUUGGCCAGGUUUACCUUGGAUUUAACAGUGAAAAUGGGCAGUUCUGUGCGAUUAAGGAGGUCCAAGUUAUUUCGGAUGAUCCACAUUCAAAAGAACGACUCAAGCAAUUGAAUCAGGAAAUAGAUAUGCUUAGGCAACUUUCGCACCCAAACAUUGUGCAGUACUAUGGAAGUGAGAUGACUGAUGAUGCACUUUCAAUUUAUCUGGAGUUUGUUUCUGGGGGCUCAAUUCAUAAAUUACUUAGAGAGUAUGGUCCUUUUAAGGAACCUGUGAUCCGUAAUUACACUGGACAAAUUCUCUCUGGUCUUGCCUACUUGCAUGGGAGGAACACUGUCCACAGAGAUAUUAAAGGUGCUAACAUACUUGUCGGCCCUAAUGGUGAAGUCAAACUUGCUGACUUUGGCAUGGCUAAGCAUAUAUCAUCUUUUGCUGAAAUACGCUCUUUCAAAGGAAGUCCUUACUGGAUGGCUCCUGAGGUUAUAAUGAACGGUAGAGGUUACCAUCUACCAGUUGACAUUUGGAGUUUGGGAUGUACUAUUAUUGAAAUGGCAACGGCAAAACCUCCUUGGCAUAAAUACGAGGGGGUAGCUGCUAUAUUUAAGAUCGCAAACAGUAAAGAGAUACCUGAAAUCCCAGACAGCUUUUCUGAGGAAGGAAAAAGCUUCUUGCAGAUGUGCUUAAAACGUGAUCCUGCAUCUCGCUUCACUGCAACUCAGUUGAUGGAUCACCCUUUUGUUCAGGACCAUCCAGCAGUAAGAGCUGCGAAAUCUGGUGCACUGAGAAAUGCGUUUGCACCAGCAGAUGGGACGCAUACAACGUCCAACAGGGAGUUCUCAAGGAAAAGUAUCACUCCCCUAAAGGAUAUAGGAGUGAGUGCAAGAGAUUUUACCGGAUUUUCCACAGCCGUUCCUUCACCACACACCGCCAGCAGUCCUAUUUCCGUUGUGAGAACAAACAUGUCUCUACCGGUGUCCCCAUGCUCAAGCCCAUUGCGGCAGUUUAAGCAAUCCAACUGGAGCUGCCUGCCAUCCCCACCACACCCAACAUUUUCCAAUGGUGCUACUUCCUAUAAUCUAUCAAGCUACAUGAUGAACGAGACAAGACGAAUUCCCACGAUUUCGGAUACCUGGCAGGAUAUCAGCCAGUUGAAGGUCCAAAGCCCCUACGGCUCCCCAAAGAGGUUCUGAGCGUCAGUCAUCCAUGAGUGCUGAUGAAUGUUCAGCAGGAGAAUUGUUCCCAUGACAUCGUAGAUAUAUAAUGUUAGAGAUGUCAGCAACAUGUCGUAACUCUGUUACUACACCGAUCUGAUUUUACUGUACAGUAUAGAAAGGCUCCACGAGGAAAGAGGCUGUUGACAAGAGAGGAAUUUCUGUAUAUCUGUAGGCGGUUGUCGCCUCCACUUUGUAUUAUGCUGUACUAUAUCAGUACAUAAAAAUACGGCCUGUAAAUUCGCUAGCUUGGAGAAGCUGACGUUUGGAUGAUGUAGUUAGUUUAGCGCUUCCCUAGCAGAUGUAAGGAUUUCUCCCUACUGGGCACUGGCUACUGCAAUGAAUAUAGCUAAAGUUUACAUUUAUAUUA